AUGGAAAACAGUAGGGUUUACGGAAACCAGUUCAAGAAUUGCAAUUCUCUUCUUAAUGUCAUCAAGCCAACCACAAGAAAUAGACUUGAUUCACGGCAAUUCGAGGCCUUGUCAAAAUCAGCAAAUGACAUAACUGUGGCCCCUCUGCCUAGCAUGAGCAGUGGAACUAUGCAU
Messenger RNA from Ilex paraguariensis (yerba mate), 174 nucleotides. NCBI's taxonomy places the organism in Eukaryota, Viridiplantae, Streptophyta, Magnoliopsida, Aquifoliales, Aquifoliaceae. The record is from the annotation of a GenBank genome assembly.